Messenger RNA from Salvia hispanica, 1039 nucleotides. Its product is annotated as Carbohydrate-binding X8 domain superfamily protein. NCBI's taxonomy places the organism in Eukaryota, Viridiplantae, Streptophyta, Magnoliopsida, Lamiales, Lamiaceae. The record is from RefSeq and is a predicted model, not a curated record.
CUAUAUAUCCAACCCCAUUCCAUUCAUCCUUCUCCCUCGUGACCGCUUGCAUUCGAAAUGGCCAAAUUCCCACCGCCGCUUCGCAUUUUCUUACUCUGCUUUUGUUUUGCAUCCAUUUCCGAUGGCGCAAGAAUACCUCAUUCCUUGAAAAAAUUAGACUCAUCAAACACUGACCCAUACGUUAGCUCCCCAUUCUCAUUGCCACCAUAUGAAUCCCUUCCUCCAUUCCCUUCUCCCGAAAACACCCCUCCAUAUUGCGUAUACCCACCCACCACCCCCAUGCCCCCCACAUUCCCCACCCCACCAUCCAUACUACCCCCAUCCCCACCCUACUACGAGCCUACCCCGCCUUAUUACGAGCCUACACCCCCUUACUACGAGCCUAGCCCGCCAAGCUACGUGCCCCUCCCGCCACCCACGGGAUCCGUUCCGAGCCCAAAGUUCCUGCCUCCCAUCGUGUUCCCGCCGCCGGCAGUGCCGCCGCCGCCUCGACGCACGCCUGUGACGGCCAUGUGGUGCGUUGCGAAGGCGGCGGUGCCGGACCCGAUUAUACAAGAGGCCAUGGACUACGCGUGCGGGUCUGGAGCUGAUUGCGACCAGAUUCAGCCGAGCGGGUCGUGCUUCAUGCCCAACACACUGUUUGCGCACGCAUCCUACGCAUUCAACAGCUAUUGGCAGAGGAGUAAGGUGGCCGGAGGCAGAUGUGAUUUUGGAGGAACCGCCAUACUUGUCACCGUUGAUCCCAGUUAUGAUGGAUGCCAUUUUCUCUACUUCUAAGCUUGCUGAUGCUGACAUGUUGCAUACAUUUUGUGAUAUUCAUUUUUGGAUAUUGUUUUGAGGUAGAUUAGGUGGGGGCCUCAUGCUGUUAGUCCAGAUGAAAACUUAGCUGUUUUUUCUACUUAAUUCGCAUUAAUUUGUUUUGUUAAUCUCUUAUUUAAUUUUAUGAAUAAUUAUCGAUGAUAGUACUAUAUAAUUGUACCAAAUGAUUACUAAAUUUUAAUUUAUUUCAAACUCAGUACGGAAUGUUAAUUUAUACGUA